Messenger RNA from Cordyceps fumosorosea ARSEF 2679, 4056 nucleotides. RefSeq names its product non-ribosomal peptide synthetase. NCBI's taxonomy places the organism in Eukaryota, Fungi, Ascomycota, Sordariomycetes, Hypocreales, Cordycipitaceae. Gene Ontology annotation, molecular function: phosphopantetheine binding. Bases 1 to 4056 code for a protein of 1351 amino acids. Gene Ontology annotation, biological process: secondary metabolite biosynthetic process; amino acid activation for nonribosomal peptide biosynthetic process. The transcript has a single exon. The record is from RefSeq and is a predicted model, not a curated record. Gene Ontology annotation, cellular component: cytoplasm.
AUGGAAGAGAAAAAGGAGCCGCAGUGCUCCAUGACUCCUCUCUCCUCUGCCUCUACACUGUCGUUAUCCUCUGCCCCUUCAUCCACUACGCUGUCCUCGUCGGAUCAUGCCCUCUACCCAUACGAGGAGGCCGCAGCAGCGAGAACGCUGGUCGACAUCUUUGCUGCUUCCUCAAAAACAUAUCCAACAGCCCCCGCACUCGACAAUGGCUCUGAUCGCUUGACCUAUGCUGAGCUGACCGCAGCCGUGGACACGCUCGUCAGUCGUCUGCGUGAAGCUGGACUCGGUCCUGGUGAUCGAGUCGGCAUUCGCGUCACAUCUGGCACCACGGAGCUGUACAUCGGCAUCCUGGCCAUUCUCAAAGCCGGCGCAGCGUACGUCCCUGUCGACGUUGACGAUCCGGACGAGCGUGCGGACCUCGUCUUCUCCGAGGCAGGCGUCUGCGCCGUCAUCACCGACAAUGACACCAUUACAAUCCAAGAUACAAAGCCAAUUGGCACCACGGCGUCUCAAAAAUACCCCUCCCCAGACAAUGAUGCAUGGAUCAUCUUUACGUCGGGAUCGACUGGCAAGCCGAAGGGCGUGGCGGUCACCCACCGCAGCGCCGCCGCCUUUGUCGAUGCCGAGUCGCACCUCUUCCUCCCCGACAAACCCCUGGCACCUGGAGAUCGCGUGCUGGCCGGUCUGUCUGUCGCCUUUGACGCUUCGUGCGAGGAGAUGUGGCUGGCGUGGCGGCACGGCGCUUGUCUAGUGCCGGCUGCGCGCACGCUUGUCAAGGCGGGCGCUGAGCUGGGUACUUUCCUCACGACCCAAAACAUUUCCGUUGUGUCCACCGUGCCGACGCUUGCCGCCCUGUGGCCGACAGAAUCCCUUAGCGGCCUGCGCUUGCUGAUUCUCGGCGGUGAGGCGUGCUCGCCCGAACUGGCCCACCGGCUGGCUGGCGCGGUCGGCGCCGUGUGGAACACUUACGGCCCCACAGAGGCCACCGUUGUCUCCUGCGGCGCCCCACUAAAGGUCGGCGACCCGGUAGUUCGCAUCGGCCUGCCGCUCGCCGGGUGGCGACUGGCCGUCGUCGACGCCGACGGCCACCCGGUGCGCUGGGGCGAAGAAGGUGAGCUCGUUAUCGGCGGAGUUGGCAUGGCGCGCUACCUGGACGCCGAAAAGGACCGGGCCAAGUUUACGCCGUCGCCGGCUUUCGGCGGCGAGCGCGCGUACCGCAGCGGCGACCUGGUCCGCGCCGAGAAGGAAGGCCUCCUUUUCGUCGGUCGCAACGACGAGCAGAUCAAGCUGGGUGGUCGUCGCAUUGAGCUCGGCGAGAUUGACGCGGCCAUGAUGACGCUGCCUGGCGUCAAGGGUGCAGCAAGCGCCAUCCGCCGCACCGACACGGGCAACCAGGUCCUUGUCGGGUACGUGGUGCGCGACGACAGCAACAAAGAAGCAUCAUCGCCUUCGGACAGGAACUUCCUCAAGCGUAUGCUGCCUCCGACCUUGAUCCCCAUGCUAGUCACUGUGGACAGCAUCCCCGUGCGAACGUCGGGCAAGGUCGACCGCAAGGCGCUGCCGUGGCCGCCUCCCGCGUCGUCUCCUUCGGACGGUGCCGCAGCCGACGGUGACAGCAACACCAUGGCCUGGGUGUCGAGUCAGUGGCGCGCCGUGCUCGGGGCGUCCGGUGCCUCGCCCGACGCCAACUUCUUCGAGCUCGGCGGUACCAGCCUCGCGGCCGCGCAGCUCGUGUCACAGCUGCGCGGCCGCUCCCACACGCUCUCCGUCGCCGAUGUCUACGAGCACCCUACGCUGGCGGCCAUGGCGGACCGCGUCGAUGAGCUGCUCGGUGCCGACAUUGUGCAGCGCGAGGUGCGCCUGAGCCCGCGCUGGGUCAUUUUCUUGCAGAGCGUGGUGCUCGUCGCGCUCUUCCUGCUCGAGGGGCUGCGCCUCAUGGUGCCGCUUUUCACCUCAAAGCGCAUCUUCGAGGCCGUCUUUCCCGACCGCGGCGCAUUCUGGGCCACGCGCCACCAACUGCCGUGGGCUGUGGUCGGUGUUCUCUGGGCCCUGUUCAUGACGAUGCCGGGCCGCCUGCUGACCACCGUCGUCAUCGUCCGCGCGCUCGCCUUCGGCAUCGGCCCCGGCGAGUACCGCCGCGCUGGGCUGACGCACCUGCGCCUCUGGGCGGCCGACCGCUUCGUCGGGCUCGGCAGACUUGGCGCGAUCGCGGGAACCAACUGGGCGCGGUACUACGCACGGUUGAUGGGCUGCCGCGUCGGUCGCGACGUGCAGCUGCACGCCCUCGUGCCUGUCACUGGGCUGGCAAUCUUUGGCGAUGGAGCAGCCAUCGAGCCUGAGGUGGACUGCGCGGGCUACUGGAUCGAUGGCGACGUAGUGCACGUCGGCACCGUGACGGUCGGCGAGGGUGCAUGUGUCGGCGCGCGCUCUAUUCUCAUGCCUAACGCCGUCGUCGAGCCGUACGCCACCGUCGAGCCUGGCAUCUCCGUCCAGGGCGUCGUCAAGUCGCCGCUGCCGCCGUCGGCAUCGUCUUCAGAUCAAGGCUCCAGCCACGACGACACGUUCCGCCCGACGUCGGGCGGCUUCCGCAUCGGCAUCGCCUACACGCUCGCGCUGCUGAUGCUCGACCUGUUGCCCGUGCUCAUGUUCGCGCCCAUCUGGGGCCUGAUGCCGAUCCUCGUCAAGGACUACACCGACUUCCGGCAGCUCAGUAUCGGCAUUAUUGCCAUGACUGCACCGGGCACCGCCGUUGGCCUCGUGCUCUACCUCGCCGCCGUGGUCAUCAUCGUGCGCCUCGCCAACCUGGCGAUCCACCCGGGCUCGCACUCUUGGAACGGCGUCGCCGCCUUUGCCGCCUGGCUCGUCCACUACCUGAUGAUGGACGUGCGCACCAACAUCUUCCCACUCUUCGCCAGCCUGCUCACCCCUCACUGGCUGCGUCUGCUCGGCGCCAAGAUUGGCCGCAACGUCGAAGCCUCCACCGUGGUGCCGCUGCCGUCCCUGCUCACCGUCCACGACGACGCCUUCCUCGCCGAUGACGUGCUCGUCGCGCCCUACGAGCUCUCUGGCGGGCGCAUGCAUCUCGGCGCCGUCUCCAUCGGCCGCCGGUCCUUCCUGGGCAACUCGGCCAUCGUCGACCCCGACGUCAGCGUCCCCGACAACUCGCUCAUCGGCGUCCUCGGCUCCGCCCCCAGUCGCCUCGGGGGGAAGCAGCAGAUGCACGCGGGCUCCUCCUGGCUCGGCCGCCCGCCCAUCUCCCUCCCGCGCAAGGUCGACGCCAACAUUGACAACGCGCUGACUUUUGCGCCGCCCAUGAGGCUCGUCGUCGCGCGCGCCCUCAUCGAGUCCUGCCGCGUCCUCCCGCUCCUCCUCAACGGCUUCCUCCCCUCCACGGCCAGCCUCGGCACGCUCUGGCUCACCGACCUCUUUGGCUUCGGCUUCGGCGUGCUCGCCGCCGCGGGUCUCCUCGUCGGCUGUGGCCUGGCCGCCGCCGGCUUCACCGUCGCCGCCAAGUGGCUGCUCACGCCCAACGUGCGCGCCGGCAGCACGCACCCGCUCUGGAGCUCCUUCGUGUGGCGCAACGAGCUCGCCGACUCCUUCCUGCAGGCCAUGUGCGUGCCGCUGGCGGUGCGCUACAUCUACGGCACGCCCGUGCUGGCCGCGCUGCUGCGGGCGCUCGGCGCGCGCGUCGGCCGCGGCGCCUGGAUCGAGAGCCACCUGCUGCCCGAGGCGGACCUGUGCGUCGUCGGCGACGGCGCGACGGUCAACCGCGGGAGCCUCCUGCAGACGCACCUCUUCCACGACCGCCUGAUGCGCCUCGACGAGGUGCGCCUCGGCAGAGGCGCGACGCUCGGCCCGCUCACGGCCGCGCUGCCGGGUACGGAGAUUGGCGCCGGCACCACGAUCGCGCCGCUCUCGCUGGUCAUGCGCGGCGAGCACCUCCCGGGCAGCACGAGGUGGCGCGGGAAUCCCGUCCGGCCGUGGCGCGAGAGCGAUGAGGAGAAGAUGGGCAAGGCCUCGCGGACCUCGAGCUGGGACUCGCCCUCGCCGGUGUAG